AUGGUACAAACAUUAUUGGACACAGUCAACAGCAGAAAGGACAAGAAGGGUGCCAUUUGGGACGCAACCAGAGUUGAGUACAGAGAGACCACCCCAGCUACGGUCCCUCCUAAGCAGACCACCCCAGCUACGGUCCCUCCUAAGCAGACCACCCCAGCUACGGUCCCUCCCAAGCAGACCACCCCAGCUACGGUCCCUCCUAAGCAGACCACCCCAGCUACGGUCCCUCCCAAGCAGACCACCCCAGCUACGGUCCCUCCUAAGCAGACCACCCCAGCUACGGUCCCUCCCCAGCAGACCACCCCAGCUACGGUCCCUCCUAAGCAGACCACCCCAGCUACGGUCCCUCCUAAGCAGACCACCCCAGCUACGGUCCCUCCUAAGCAGACUACACCAGCUACGGUCCCUCCCAAGCAGACCACCCCAGCUACGGUCCCUCCUAAGCAGACCACACCAGCUACGGUCCCUCCCCAGCAGACCACCCCAGCUACGGUCCCUCCUGAGCAGACCACCCCAGCUACGGUCCCUCCCCAGCAGACCACCCCAGCUACCGUCCCUCCCCAGCAGACCACACCAGCUAACGUCCCUCCUAAGCAGACCACCCAAAAUACGCAGACCACCCCAGCUGCUGUCCCUCCCAAGCAGACCACCCCAGCUACGGUCCCUCCCCAGCAGACCACCCCAGCUACCGUCCCUCCUAAGCAGACCACCCCAGGUUUUGUCCCUCCUAAGCAGACCACCCCAGCUGCGGUCCCUCCCCAGCAGACCACCCCAGCUACGGUCCCUCCUAAGCAGACCACCAAAGCUACGGUCCCUCCCCGACAGACCACCCCAGCUACGGUCCCUCCUAACCAGACCACACCAGCUACGGUCCCUAACCAGCAUACCACCCCAGGUACGGUCCCUCCUAAGCAGACCACACCAGCUACGGUCCCUACCCAGCAGACCACUCCAGGUACGGUCCCUCCUAAGCAGACCACACCAGCUAAGGUCCCUCCCCAGCAGACCACCCCAGCUACGGUCCCUAUCCAGCAGACCACCCCAGCUACGGUCCCUCCUAAGCAGACCACACCAGCUACGAUCCCUCACCUGCAGACCACCCCAGGUACGGUCCCUAUCCAGCAGACCACCCCAUGUACGGUCCCUCCUAAGCAUACCACCCCAGGUACGGUUCCUCCCCAGGAGCCCACCCCAGCUACGGUCCCUCCUAAGCAGACCACACCAGCUACAGACCCUCCCCAGCAGACCACCCCAGCUACGGUUCCUCCCCAGCAGACCACCCCAGCUACGGUCCCUCCCCAACAGACCACCCCAGCUACGGUCCCUCCUAAGCAGACCACCCCAGCUACCGUCCCUCCCCAGCAGACCACACCAGCUACGGUCCCUCCUAAGCAGACCACCCCAGGUAUUGUCCCUCCUAAGCAGACCACCCCAGCUGCGGUUCCUCCCCAGCAGACCACCCCAGCUACGGUCCAUCCCCAACAGACCACCCCAGCUACGGUCCCUCCUAAGCAGACCACCCCAGCUACGGUCCCUCCCCAGCAGACCACCCCAGCUACGGUCCCUCCUAAGCAGACCACCCCAGCUACGGUCCCUCCCCAGCAGACCACCCCAGCUACGGUCCCUCCUAAGCAGACCACCCUAGCUACGGUCCCUCCGAAGCAGACCACCCCAGCUACGGUCCCUCCUAAGCAGACAAACCCCAGCUACGGUCCCUCCCCAGCAGACCACCCCAGCUACGGUCCCUCCUAA
Molecule: messenger RNA, 1752 nt
Organism: Salvelinus namaycush (lake trout)
Lineage: Eukaryota; Metazoa; Chordata; Actinopteri; Salmoniformes; Salmonidae
Product: adhesive plaque matrix protein-like
Exons: 3
Coding region: 1-1752 (583 amino acids)
Source: RefSeq, a predicted model, not a curated record